Molecule: messenger RNA, 2659 nt
Organism: Harpegnathos saltator (Jerdon's jumping ant)
Lineage: Eukaryota; Metazoa; Arthropoda; Insecta; Hymenoptera; Formicidae
Gene: emc
Product: Basic helix-loop-helix domain-containing extra-macrochaetae
Exons: 1
Coding region: 785-1210 (141 amino acids)
Biological process (GO): negative regulation of transcription by RNA polymerase II; circadian regulation of gene expression; cell differentiation
Cellular component (GO): cytoplasm; nucleus
Molecular function (GO): protein dimerization activity; transcription regulator activity
Source: RefSeq, a predicted model, not a curated record
GGUGAGGGGCGGAGGCCAGUCGGCUUCGAUCCGUCAAACGAUUAUCUGUGGUUCGUUGGUCGAUCCUGCAGUCAAUCCGCACUACGUUUUCGCACCGUUCGCACUUAAUCAUCGACCAGUAGUUGUCCGUACGACGCACGUACGGACGGUGUACCUUCUUCUGGGCCGAGGAUGCGACUAGUUAGUGCGACGAAUUGCUCGUGAUAGAGCGCUCGACGAGUACGUUUACCUGUGACGCACGUGAUACUCAGCCUGCUCCGUACGAUCGAAGCAAAACGGAAGGAAACAAUACUUACCUACCUACCUACACACUCAAUUCACAGAGAAGACAGGUAGAGGGAUUGUUUGUGCAUCCGCUCGUCACUCUCGUACCUCUUCGCCUACCGCUACCACUACCGCUCUCGCUCCUUCUCUGUCUGAUAAACACUGACAUCAACAGCUUCUCCACGAUCGAUAGGACACACACCGGAUACGUGCUAUUUGUGUGUGUGUGUGUGUGUGUGUGUGCGUGUACGUGUGCGUGCGUGCGUGUGUAUGCGUGUGUGUGUUGUGUAUGCACGCGGAAUUGUCAUCCGCUGAGCGAUCAGGCAGCGUGUUCUCUCGCGCGAGACACAUCGGGAGGGUGUCGUGAGAGAAGAACGAGACAGAACGAGAGAGAGAGAGAGAGAGAGAGAGAGAGAGAGAGAGAGAGAGACAGACAGACAGACAGACAGAGAAAAAAGCGAACGGGCCGGCCGAAUUGAUCAUCUCGAUCGCUAACUGACUCGGUGAGGUAGCCGCCGCGAUGAAGGCGAUGGUGGUGAGCCCGGUGGGUGGCCGAGUGCCGCCCAAUCGCGGUGUUCUACACAACGGCCUGGGGAUUGGCGGCACACGACGCGAUCUGGAGGCCGAGGAAGUAGCCGCGUACCUGACCAAGUUGCGCUCGCUGGUGCCGGACAUGCCGCGCAAAAGGAAGCUGUCAAAGCUCGAGGUGAUCCAGAGGGUGAUCGAGUACAUCUGCGACCUGCAGACCACCCUGGAAGAGACGAACGCCGCGCAGCAGGACACGACGACGACGACGACGACGACGACAACGACAAUGCAGUCGUCGAGGCAGCCGCUGGAACCCCUGCUGAACGCCGCGGUGACCACCGGCAGCACUGCCUCGACCACCAGCACGGCGACGACGACGACGUCCAUCACCGCCGCCGCGACCAUCGCCGAACGGUGACCUGUCGGCAGGAGCGAGCACUGAGACACAGGUCGCAUGCGAGAGGUCACUCCGCUCCUCGCGGGCUGACCGCGACUCCAGCGAGAUUUCGCGACGAACGGGCGCCGCUCAUCUUUGAAGAAGGGUGCUCGAGUGGCCUCCCGCGGACUUGAGAACCACGACGUCGCUGACUUUCCGCGGCAAGAGAGUGUUGAUCGAUCGAUCGUUCGACGAAGGGAAAGAGAAAAACGGUAGUCCGCUCGACGGUGUUUGCGCCCGAGACGAAGAUGACGGUGAUGAAGAGAAGGACGUUGACGAGGGGAAGCACGAGAGCCCGAUCUCGAAGUUUCUCUUCCUGCGCGCGAGAGGAAUUUGUAAAUACACUUGUACAUAGGCUCAUCGCAUUCCUCAUGAGAUCUCUUUCAUCGGUUAUAUGGAUCCGGCACGACCUCCCUCCCCGUCCCGCCCCCCUGUUCCUCGUCCAUGUAGUCGACUCUACCGUAUUCCAUGUUCGGUCUCGGCCGAUGUCUCACCGCCGCGAGGCCGCAACAUCGUGCCUCUUUCGUGAGGCUUUCGUGUUUUGCGACAGGUGGAUUGUAAGAAGGAGGACACAAUGCGGGAAUUUCCCAUCGGUAAAUAAAUUAACGUUUUCCGACGAGAGAUCUCGGAGUGGCGAUCGCUCGGCUCGACUCUUCAUCCCGCGACCAGCAUCGAUGUGUUGUACACUGAGACCUGUCCUGUCAUCGAUCACCACCGCUUUCGCGGUUUCACGUGGAUGCACCGUCAAGAGGCAGAGGGCAAAAGCUCUCCCCCUUCUUUCUCUCUCUCUCUCUCUCUCUUCCCCUCCUUCUCUCAAAUGUUUGUUACACUCGAAUCAUUACGGCGCCCCGCCCAACUGCUCGCCGAUCGAUCGCCUUUUCUUGCACGGUCUCUCCUUGGAAAACGCUUCGUCGUCGACAAUCGGCGACAGUUGGAGCAACUUGUAGAUAGCACAGAGAGAAAUUCGUUUCGAGGAAUCGAAAGCAGGUGUAAUAGCGGUGAAACGAGAAUCCGGAUUCCGGAGGGAACGCAUGCUCUAAAUUCGCGCUUGUCCCGACGACGUUGAUGCGAUUCUCGCGUCUCUUGAGUCUCCUCGGCGACGUGGACAAUCAAAUUCACCGAGAUUACUCAACUGGUCCCUUUCGAUUCCCGGUUUAUUUUCCAUUAAGAUUUCACGCUCUACUGUAUCGCUAGUAUCUUUGAUUACUUGUAUGAUUAUUAUAUCGUUAUCGUAGUUUACCCUUAUGUUAUAAUUUAGGAAAGGCUAAUCCUCCCCCUCAUUUUUCAGCCCGCGUGAUUAUUGUAUAUUUGCAAAGACUGAAAGGCUGUAAGUACAUUAUUGCGCGGGCAUGAUACACUCGGACACGUACACACACAACACACACGUGUACGUGUAAACACAAAAUAAACGCAAAAUGUGUCUAUAAGUUA